Molecule: messenger RNA, 463 nt
Organism: Sebastes umbrosus (honeycomb rockfish)
Lineage: Eukaryota; Metazoa; Chordata; Actinopteri; Perciformes; Sebastidae
Product: transcription factor HES-5-like
Exons: 2
Coding region: 32-427 (131 amino acids)
Biological process (GO): anterior/posterior pattern specification; regulation of transcription by RNA polymerase II; regulation of neurogenesis
Cellular component (GO): nucleus
Molecular function (GO): DNA-binding transcription factor activity, RNA polymerase II-specific; protein dimerization activity; RNA polymerase II cis-regulatory region sequence-specific DNA binding
Source: RefSeq, a predicted model, not a curated record
UUAGAGACCUCUACAGCACAGAGAUCCAGACAUGGCACCAACAAUCACUGCAGCAAUGACCGAUUCUCAGGAGCAUCUGACUCUGACUCACAAGCUCAGAAAGCCUCUGGUGGAGAAGUUACGCAGAGAGCGAAUCAACAGCAGCAUUGAGCAGCUCAAGUCUGUCCUGGGUCCAGAGUUCCUCAAACAACAGCCAGACACCAAGCUGGAGAAAGCAGACAUCCUGGAGAUGACAGUUUGUGUCUUGAGACGACUGCAGCAGCAGCAUCAACAGCAAAGAAGACUGCUGAAGCACUUCAACAAGCUGCAGUCUUCCUCUGAUAACAACCUGAGAGAGGCUGACUUCUCUCUUCUGAGCUCCACAGUCCAGACCAGCAUCACCAAAGAGAAGAGUCCAGUCGACAGCGCCCUCUGGAGGCCGUGGUAGACACCUACAGACUGGAGUUACUACCAGACUAACUGA